AUGGACGACGACGGUGGUGACGUGGCGGACGUCGACGUCGAGCUUCGCGCGCGCUGGCGAGCGGCGAUUGGCGCGGAGACGCCGUACGCACGACUCGUGUUCGAUACGCCUCGCGCGCGCGCGGUGCGCGAGCACGACAACUGGCGCGCGCUGUCGACGGCGGCGGCGGGCGACGACGUCGACGCGGAUGAUGGGUUCCGCGUCGCCUUUAAGCGUUACUUCGUCAGCGAUUACGUCUUCGUGGAGGAUUUCAUCGAUUUGCUCGCGCGCGCGCUCGCGUCGGCGCCGAGAUUUGGGAUUAAGACGUGCCUAGGGGGGUUUUUGAACGAGCUGCUGCGAGGCGAGGCGACGCUGUUUCGCGAGUCGUUGCGCACGCUGUGGAACAUUGACGCGGAUGACGUAGACUCGCUGCGAGCGAUAGGUGAUGAAGAUGUGUCGAUGGCGAUGUCGAAAUUUCUGCGGCGUAUUGCUGAUGAUGGCGAUUGGUUGUCGCGCAUCGCCGUCGUCGCCAUCGCCGAGGGACUGUACUUGUCCUGGGGACUGCGCGUCGUCAACGCAGACGUGCAAAAAGUCGCGAGUGGGCUUGUUGACGGGGCGAGCGCGGAGCGCGUAUUAUAUGCCAAGUGGGUAUGGCCGCUGCACUCGAGCAUCGAAUUCCAACGCGCUGUAUGCGCCUUCGUGGAGGCGUUUAAUGACGCUUGGCUUGAUGCGGACGAAGGCUCCAGAACGCGUUGUGAAGCCAACGUGCGCGAAAUGUUAGACUUAGAGCUGGCGUUCACGGAGUUAUUGUCGUCCUCGUAG
Ostreococcus tauri is the source of this 801-nucleotide messenger RNA. Its product is annotated as Haem oxygenase-like, multi-helical. The record is from RefSeq and is a predicted model, not a curated record. Bases 1 to 801 code for a protein of 266 amino acids. The transcript has a single exon. NCBI's taxonomy places the organism in Eukaryota, Viridiplantae, Chlorophyta, Mamiellophyceae, Mamiellales, Bathycoccaceae.